Verticillium dahliae VdLs.17 is the source of this 567-nucleotide messenger RNA. RefSeq lists its product as uncharacterized. The coding region runs from base 1 to 567 and encodes 188 amino acids. NCBI's taxonomy places the organism in Eukaryota, Fungi, Ascomycota, Sordariomycetes, Glomerellales, Plectosphaerellaceae. The transcript has a single exon. The record is from RefSeq and is a predicted model, not a curated record.
AUGGGCGAGGAGUCGCUGCUGGCGUGCGCGGUGCGGGAGACGCUCGAGGAGACGGGUGUCCGGGUGACGCCGCUGGCGGUGCGGUGCGGCACGAGGGCGACGCCCGGGGAGGGGGCGCUCGAGGGGCAGCAGCAGCAGCAGGAGCAGCAGCAGGAGCAGCAGCAGCAGCAGCAGGAGCUUCAGGAGAUGCACGAGGCGCAGCACAUGCAAGCGAUGCAGGCGAUGCAGCGGCGGGCACGCGGCGCACAUGUCGAUUUGCAGGCCGUCGAGUCAGAUGCUGAGGGGCCCGUCCGGCAAGGGCUGACAGAGGGGGUCGACCAUUACGAAGCGGUGGCGUGCUGCCAUUGGGCCGACGCGGCGACGGGGGCGUUGAAGAUGGUCUUCUACUACGCUGCCUCGGCCGACGAGAGCGCUCUGCCUGAGCCGCUCAUGGGCGAGGACGCGGGGCUGUUCGAGAACGUUUGGUGCAAGGUCGACGAGGCGGCGGCGCAAUUGGCGUUCCCGACGGACGGCAUGGUCGUGAACAAGGCCGUGGCGGAUAUGCGGCGGACGGGGUACGAUAUUUGA